UAUUUGGGGCUUGACCUGGACAGCCGUUGGAGCUUCCGCGCUCAUUUCCGGAACCUGGUCCCUCGCCUUAUGGCAGCCGCCGGCGCUCUUAGCUGGCUGCUGCCAAACGUGAAUGGCCCGGGAGAAGGACCCCACCGCCUAUACCUCGGCGUGAUGCGGUCCAUGGCCCUGUAUGGGGCCCCCAUCUGGGUGGGGGCCCUAGGAAGGGAAAAUGUGGCCUGCCUUAACAGGCCACACAGGGCCAUGGCCAUCAGGGCCAUUAGAGGCUACCGCACCAUAUCCGGGGAAGCGGCGGGUCUGCUGGCGGGGUCUCCUCCGUGGGACUUGGUAGCGGAGCUCCACGCGUCAGUG
This is a messenger RNA of Achroia grisella, 351 nucleotides long. RefSeq lists its product as uncharacterized. The transcript has a single exon. The annotation marks the transcript as partial. NCBI's taxonomy places the organism in Eukaryota, Metazoa, Arthropoda, Insecta, Lepidoptera, Pyralidae. The record is from RefSeq and is a predicted model, not a curated record.